This is a messenger RNA of Labeo rohita (rohu), 5190 nucleotides long. RefSeq names its product para-nitrobenzyl esterase. NCBI's taxonomy places the organism in Eukaryota, Metazoa, Chordata, Actinopteri, Cypriniformes, Cyprinidae. The coding region runs from base 119 to 1915 and encodes 598 amino acids. The transcript is spliced from 10 exons. The record is from RefSeq and is a predicted model, not a curated record.
CGUUAAACGUGCAGUGUUGUUUUGUCUGUUACACUACGUGCGUGCACCAACUCUAAUGUCACAUACACAUAUUGGUGGCUUUUCGCUGUGCUGAAAGGAGUUCCUCAGAAGCUAGAAAAUGAGUGAGGAUGUAUAUGAGGUCCCUGAGGGGACGGAGUAUCGUUAUCUAGUGCAGGACGAAGAAGAGGAACAGAUACAGUAUGUCCGCCGCCACUAUGUCAGUCCAUUCCUGGUGGUGUCACGCAGGUGCAUGUUCUUCAUCGCCUGUGGUGUGAUUGCGCUCCUCUCCCUCGCGGGUUACCUAGCUUAUGUGGCUGAGACUCCGCCUCCAGGAGUGGCAGAGGUAGAGACGGAGUGCGGUUGGCUGCGUGGGAGCUGGAAAGGCGGAGCUUAUUCUUUCAAAGGCAUCCCAUACGCCGUACCACCGGUGGGUGAACGUCGCUGGCGGCCCCCAGUGGAUCUACUGGAGGCGGGACAGUGUUGGCAGGGCGUGUACGAUGCUACUCGACCCCGUAGCGUCUGUGCGCAGGUGCAGCCCCUCCGAAAAAACGGGCGGGUCAUGGGACAGGAGGACUGUCUGCAUCUCAGCGUGUGGACGCCGAGUCUACAGCCCGCCAAACCCUUGCCCGUAAUGGUGUGGAUCCACGGAGGGUACCUCCACAUGAUGAGUGGCCAGGAGACAGGAUACUCACCCACGGAAGAGCUGGCGGCCCGCACGCAGACGGUGUACGUCAGUCUGAAUUACAGGCUCAAUGCUUUCGGCUUCAUGGCUCUGGAGGUGCUUAGGGAAGGCUCUCCCACCAACACCUCAGGGAAUUAUGGCUUCAUGGACCAGAUCCAAGCACUUCAGUGGGUCCAGAGAAAUAUCCAUAACUUCGGUGGUGAUGCUGGAAGGGUUACCAUAUUUGGUCAAAGCUCAGGAGGAACUUCGGUUUGGACCUUGAUGAUGUCUCCACUAGCCAAAGGACUCUUUCAUGGCGCGAUUGACAUGAGCGGCUCGUAUGUGUAUAAUGCUUCCCUGGAGUCAGCAGAAAAAGACAACUUAGAAUUCCUGAGGAGAACGGGCUGCAAGGACGCCAUCUGCCUGAGAGGACUACACAUCGCUCAAGUCCUUCAGGCAAUCCCAUGGCAGGAGUACCCAUCAUGGGCAGCCGACGAAUUAACCGAUGUUCCAGUCAAAGGUGUUUUUAUUGGCCCAGUUGCAGUAGUUGACAACCAUGUUCUCAAAGCUCCUCCGUUCGAGACCUGGGAGAAGGGUGGACCCGGAUCCUAUAACGACGUCCCGUUUGUGGUUGGAACAACUGAACAGGAGACUGAUUUUGCUCCUCCAUAUGAAAACAUCUCAGCAUGGACUUGGGGGGACUAUCGGUGGAUUGUGACAAACAAACUGACGCCUUUCGGAGAGGCCGUGACCAAUCAGACGCUGAGGCUGUACAAUAGCUCCGCCCCGUGUCCGACCUCUGACCGGUGUACAGAGAGGCUCUUCACCACCAUGGUCUCUGACAUGAGGGCCACCUGUCCCAUGAACGACCUGGCUAAGAGAGCAGCAGGAGCCUUAAAGAGCCCAGUGUACCGUUAUCUGGUGACUUACACUCCAUCAAAGCAGGCAAACGCCUCCAGCUGGCUUCCCUUCCCCAGUCGCUUUUCCUUUCAUCUUCUAGACAGCCUGGCCUUCUUCGAGGGUCUUGAAAUGGUGCUGGGGACCCUGUCACCGGCUGAUGUCAACUUCCAGGAAAUGAUCACCAAGUAUUUUGUACAUUUUGCCAAAGAAGGUAGGAUGCCAGAGGACUGGCCGGAGUACCCCUCACACGUCGCCCUGCUGGACAAGAACAUUUCUUUCGUAACAAGCUACUCACGCGAGAGGUGUGACUUGUGGGAGAAGAACGGCUUCUACUCGUACGCCUGGAUCAACUGAGCCACAACAUCAUCAUCAUCAUACUCACUGGUUAUAUCCAUCCACUGUAUUUUCAUCUGACCGUGUGACACCAGCAAAGCUUUAGUGUGUGAUUAUACAGUACUGACACAUUUUAUAGGACUUCGCAGAGCGUAGAGUGCAUUUAGUACGCGGUUGUUUGCACCUACAGGAAAAGAGGUCAGUUCAUAGGAAAUGAAAAUCACAGAGACCUCUUCAGUGUCUCAAUAGUCUAUGAAAGUCUAUGGGGAAAGUCUAUGACACUACAAAAUCUAUUUUUUUCCAAGACCAAAUUAUCUGAGCUAUUUUAUAGCUUGUUUUUGGGACAAACAUCCCAGACAAAGUUAGGGAUAAAAGGGGAUAAAGGGAUAACUCACCCAAAAUGUCUGUUUCUGUACAUAUAAUGAAAGUCAGUGCAGUCCAACAUUGUUGUGGACCCCAUUGACUUUGUUGUUCUAUUGUCUAAUCUAUCAUCCUCUCUACCAUUCCUUCAUUCUAUCUAUUUGUUCUAUUGUUUUAUCUAUCAUUCUUUUUUCUAUCUGUCAUUCUUUCAUUCAUUGUUAUUUCUUCUGUUCUAUCAUCUUUUCACCUAAGCUGCGAGUGAGCUACUUCUGCAUUUAAUUUAACUUCCACAAGCUGAGAAUGGAAUUGAAUUUACUCAGCGAGUCUGAAUGUGCAUUUGAAUGAGUGAAUCCGAAGGCUGUUUUAAGCCAUAAAUCCCCAUUAUUCAGGUUUUCCCUUGAUUGUUUGUUACACUAAUCGGCUCCUUUCAUAUAUUUACCGAAUAUAGCCAGUCUGCUGUUUCUAAACCUGUUAUUCUUUGAUUAUGUGACUAAGCAAAUCCAAGGCUUUGACAUGGAUGAGAAGCCAGAGACACAAUGAGGGUCUACAAAGGGAUAAUGCGGCUCUCUGAUCGGCCUCUUUUAAUUUAACUGCUGUGCAAAUAAGACCGAAGGAGGACUUACGCUUACAUUGAUCUUUUGUUUGUAUGUAGAUGCCGUAGAUCCUCGCUAUCGAUGCAGUAACAGAAGGUGACAUUUAUGUGUGUUUUUGUACCUGUGAUCAAAGUGUCUUGUACCACUCCUGAACAGACGUAAGAAUCAAGGCCUUCGGAAGCAGGAACGUGUAACGCCUGAAGCGCUAUCAAACUAAAUCUGAUCUAGUUGUGUUUUAUAAUACAGACCCAUUUCCCUGGCAUGCCUGAAUGAAUGGAGAGGUCAGAGGCCGCUCUGCCCCUGUGCAACAGGAUGAAAGACGUCUGUUAAAUGAGAGCACAUGAAAGCCCUGACCUGCAUACAGACUGUUUUUAAUCCUGUAAAGCCUGACAUAUUAAAGGAGAAGUUUCCUGAUAAUUUAAUCACCCCCACAUCAUCCAAGAUGUUCAUGUCUUUCUUUCUUCGGUCAAAGAGAAAUUACGUUUUGAAGAAAUCCAUAUGGUGGACUUUAAUGGAGAUCAACAGUUUGAAGGUCCAAACUGCAGUUUCAAUGCAGCUUCAAAGGGCUCUAAACGUUCCCAGCUGAGGAAUAAGGGUCUUAUCUAGCAAAACGAUCUGUAAUUUUCUUUGAAAAAAAAAAAAAUUAUACCCUUUUUAACCACAAAUGCUCACCUUGCACUAGCUCUACACUGCGCACUUUUACACAUUACGUAAUCACGUUGACAAGGUCACGCAUGGUUAGUUCUUCAACUGUGUACUUCUGUUCAAAAGCGUAGGGUAAGGUGAAAAACUCUGUCUCAUUGUCUCCUCAAACCUUAAAAAAGUCUGACUUUCUUUGCACGUUGGCUUUAUAAACACUGGGUUCAUACUUCUGCCUACAUCAAACAUUUGUAUUUGAAAAUUACCAAUCGUUUCUCUAGAUAAGAUAUUUAUUCCUCGGCUGGGAUCAUGUAGAGCCCUGCAGUUUGGACCUUCAACCUGUUGGCUCCCAUUGAUGUCCACUAUGUGGAGAAAAAUCCUGGAAUGCUUUCCUCAAAAACCUUCAUUUCUUUUCGACUGAAGACAGAAAGACAUGAACAUCUUGGAUGACAUGGGGGUGAAUAAAUAAUUAGGAAAUUUUCAUUCUGAAAGUGAAAUAAUCCUUUAAAUAAUAGUGUGAAAAUGUGAAUUUUUGACAUUGAACAGUUUAGUGAAUCAUCAAAGUUGAUCACGUAGAAAUUCAUAUAUUAUAUAUGAUACCAUAGGCUUUAUAGGGUUAAAGGAGUAGUUCACUACCAGAACAAAAAUUUACAGAUAAUUUACUCACCCCCUUGCCAUCCAAGAUGAAAACACUUCGGGAAUGUUCUCCAUAGAGGACGUAUAUGGUACCCGUGAGUUUAAACUUCCAAAAUGCAGUUUCAGUGCAGCUUCAAAGGGCUCUAAACGAUUCCAGCCGAGGAAGAAGGGUCUUAUCUAAUGAAACGAUCGGUUAUUUAUAAAAAAAAAAAAAUUACAAUUUAUAUACUUUUUAACCUCAAAUGCUCGUCUCGUCUAUUCUCUGCGAUGCGCAUUCAUAUUCUGUGUAUUGUGGCUCAAUAUAGUUAGGGUAUAUAAAAAAACUCCCAUCUCAUUUUCUCCUCAAACUUCAAAGUCUUCCUGUUUCGAUGUUGAAGUUGUUUUCCAAAAUCGCUGUUUUACCUUCUUUGCAUGUUCACUUUGUAAACACUGGGUCGGUGCUUCUGCAGUGAUGCAGGAUGAUUUUGAAGUUGGAGGAGAAAAUGAGAUGAGAGUUUUUCCACAUACCCUAACUAUAUUGACCCGGAUUACACAGUUCACAUGCGCGUCGCAGAGAUGUUAAAAAAUAUAUAAAUUGUCUAUUUGUUUCAAAAAUAACGGAUCGUUUCGCUAGAUAAGACCCUUCUUCCUCACCUCAUUUAUAGCCCUUUGAAUAUGUAUUUAAACUGCAUUUCGGAUGUUCAAAAUCGCAGGCACCAUAGAAAAAUUCUGUAAUGUUUUCCUCAAGAAACUAUUUCUUUACGACUGAAGAAAGAAAGACAUGAACAUCUUGGAUGACAAGGGGGUGAGUAAAUUAUCUGUAAAUUUUGGUCUGGAAUUGAACGUCGUCCACACACGUUACUGUUACUGUAUUAGGGUUAAAGUGUCAACACUUACUUUGUAUGCGUUAAUUGUGCCAUUACCACUCUUGUUUGUUUUGCACUUUAUCUGUAAGCCUUCUGUCAUGAAAUGAUUGUUGUGUUUAUUGAAUCAAAGUCUUAAGCAGCUGUUGUGGGCGAUUUCAGUCUUUAUUCACACAAAUCUCAAUAGAUUCCUCUUAACAGGCUACAAUAAAUAGCUUUUAUUCCA